Penicillium riverlandense is the source of this 870-nucleotide messenger RNA. RefSeq lists its product as uncharacterized. The transcript has a single exon. NCBI's taxonomy places the organism in Eukaryota, Fungi, Ascomycota, Eurotiomycetes, Eurotiales, Aspergillaceae. The record is from RefSeq and is a predicted model, not a curated record. Gene Ontology annotation, cellular component: nucleotide-activated protein kinase complex; nucleus; cytoplasm. The coding region runs from base 1 to 870 and encodes 289 amino acids. Gene Ontology annotation, molecular function: protein kinase binding. Gene Ontology annotation, biological process: signal transduction.
AUGUGCACCACAUUGAAUCUGCGGCCCGGCACGCACCAUUUGAAGUUUAUUGUCGAUGGCGAGAUGAGAGCUGCAGAUAACCUUCCGACAGCUGUGGAUUUCACCAAUCACCUGGUCAACUACGUCGAAAUCAGCGCAGAAGAUGCCCAAAGAGAAAACGACAAGACGCCGCAGUCCGGGGUUCCGCCAGGAGUCCAUCCGCCACAGGCACUGCCCGAAGACCCGAAGCAAGACCAAUCCGGGGAGACAGUGGAAGAGCCGCCGAAGGAGGCCGAGGAAGAAGUUGCACCCGGGGAUUUCGGUAGUGACAUCCCUCAGUUCCUGGCUGAUCUGGACAAGGAGGAAGACAGUCCCGCCUACUUGCAGGCUGCCAAUGUGAUUGGGGAUAUGGCCACUCCGCCGAGUCUGCCGCUGUUUUUGGGGAAAUCGAUCUUGAACGGUACCACCCCGAUGAAGGACGACAGCAGCGUUCUCAACUACCCGAACCACACGGUUCUGAACCAUCUUGCCACGAGCAGCAUCAAGAAUGGUGUUCUCGCUACGAGUGUCACGACCAGAUACAAACGAAAGGUAAGUCCGCUUUGCUGUAUGGUCUGUUUGUUCGUUCUAAUAAUUCUACUCGCAGUACGUCACGACCAUUUUGUACAAACCGACCGGCGACAUCACGGGAGAAUAAGUUACUCUGUGUCUCUGCACAGUCGACACGCACAUUCCUCCCCCAGAGAGUCGACGGAAAUAUUACCGCGUUACCAAAGGCUUCCUCACUUCCCAUGUGGAGUCUACUUCUUCUGCACUAGAAUGCAUACAGACUUCUGGUUGACACUUGUCUCACGAGGAGAAUUCCGAUUCAAUGCUUCCGGCAAGACAUGA